GAAGCAGCCUCCCACUCAGUAGCUACUGGAUCGAUCUCUCACCAGCUAGCUUCGAUCUUCUGCUUGUUACUUUAUGGCUACCGAUUCUUCUUCUUCUUCAUCAUCAAGCCAUAGUUCGAAAUAUGAUGUGUUCAUUAGUUUUAGAGGGCCAGACACUCGCCAGAGCUUCGUUGGUCAUCUUCACAGGGCUCUGGAACGGAAAGCACUUACCGCCUUCAUAGACACCGAAGAGCUCGAAAAAGGCCAACUCCUUCAAGUGCUCCUCAAAGCUAUUGACGAUUCAAAGCUUUCGGUUGUAGUUUUCUCUGAGAACUAUGCUUCUUCUAGUUGGUGCUUAAAAGAGCUAGCCCGAAUCGUGGAACGUAUGGAUUCAAAGCAGCAGAUAGUGGUACCCAUUUUCUACAAAGUACCUGCGGCCCACGUCCGUUAUCAGAAGGGAAGCUUCGAGGAAGCUUUUGCCGAACAUGAGAACCGUGGUAGCCAAAGCAAUGAAGUGUUGGGGAGGUGGAAACUUGCUCUAACAAGAGCUGCUGAUUUAGAUGGCUGGGAUUCAAGCAAUUACAAGGAUGACGCCCAUCUUAUUGAGCUCGUUGUUGAAGAUAUUUUUAAAAAGUUGAUAAAGACCAGGUCCAGUGAGAGUGAAUACUUGGUUGGAAUGGAAUACCACAUGCAGCAAUUGGAAAUCCUAUUGCAUCCUAAGUCGAAUGAUGUCCGUAUUGUUGGAAUAUGGGGUAUGGGCGGGUUAGGCAAAACAACAAUUGCUAGAGCUGCUUACGACAAAUUCACUUUUAACUUUGAUGCUUGUUGCUUUCUUGAAAAUGUUGGGAAAACUUUCAAGGCAAAAGGUCAAGGACAAAUGCAGGAAGUGCUUUUAUUCAAAAUCUUGAAGGACAGGGUUCAAAAUUUAGGCACUUCGAGUAUGGCUUCCGAGAUGGUAGUGCAAAUGCUUAGUAAGAAAAAACUUUUUCUUGUUCUUGAUGAUGUGGACAAUUUUGCUCAAGUUGAAGCUUUACUUGGAAAUUAUCGUUCAUUUACUGGUGGUAGUAGAAUCAUUAUAACAACUAGAGACAGGCAAUCGCUCAGUAAAUCUGUGAUGAUAUACCGACCAAAGUUCCUAGACUAUAAGGAAGCUCUUGAACUCUUUCGGAAGUAUGCGAAGCCUUCAGAAGAGUAUGAUGAUCUCUUGAGCACAGCCCUGGAAUAUGCUAAAGGGCUCCCUUUAGCAGUUAAAGUAUUGGGAGCUUCUGUUCGUGACAAAAGUAUCUCCGAGUGGAAAGACGAGUUUAGGAGAAUAAAAAAAUACCAGGACCAGGGAAUUGAAGGUGUGCUAAGGACAAGCUUCGAUGGACUAGAAGAAUCACGGCAGAAAUUAUUUCUAGAUGUUGCAUGUUUUUUCAGAGGGAUAAAAAAGGACUAUGCAACACUAAUUCUGGAUGCUUGCGACUUGUUUCCCAUAAGUGGAUUAAGAGUUUUGGCUGAUAGAGGUCUUGUAACUACCUCUGGAAACUACUCCCCGGUGCUGGAGAUGCAUGAUCUACUAUAUGACAUGGCGUUGGGACCUGUUCGUUCCCAAGAAUCGAGACCUCGUAGUAGGUUGACAAUUUUUGAAGAUAUCGAGGAUCUGUUGAUUCAAAAUACCGAGAUGGAAGCAGUUGAAAGCAUAGACCUAGACUUGUGCAAGUCAAACGCCGUGGAGAUAAAUACUGAAGCUUUUGUUAGCAUGAAGAAACUAAGACUGCUCAGAAUCCAUUUCAACCGCUCUAUAGACUCUGUUGAUGAUUAUUACCGUUCAAGUGAUGAGGAAUUAUACCAGUCAAGUGAUAAAUGCAAACAAUCCGUGAGUGGGGACUUAAAGUUUCUUUCCCAGGAGUUGAGGUGUCUCGUUUGGCAUGGAUGUCCAUUGAAGUCCCUGCCGUCAAAUUUUCGGCCCAAGCAUCUUGUCGACCUUGACAUGCGUUGCAGCCACAUUGAAAAACUCUGGGAAGGAACCAAGCGUCUGGAAAAGUUGAAAUUCAUCAAUUUAAGUCGAUCUCCGUACCUUAAAGAGACACCGGACUUAAGCAAGGCGACAAAUCUUGAGACGGUAAACCUUGAAGGUUGUACAAGUUUGUUGGAGAUUCACUCAUCCAUUUCUAAUCUUGAAAACCUCGUAUUCUUGAGUCUUAAAGGGUGCGAAGAGCUCAAGAAUCUUCCAAGCAGCAUCGGUAUGAAAUCUCUUAAUACUCUUGAGCUUUCUGGUUGCUCAAAACUUGAGAAAUUCCCCGAGAUUUCUGUAGUUAUGAAGAAGCUACCACUGCUUAGUUUAGAUAAGACUGCAAUCAAAGAACUGCCUUCAUCAAUUAAAAAUCUCGAGGGACUUGCCACUUUGAGCCUAAAAGAUUGCAGCAAACUUAAGAGUCUCCCAAGCAGCAUUUGCCAACUCCGGUCCCUCAGAUAUGUUUAUCUCUCUGGUUGUUCUAAUCUUGAGGUGUUUCCAGAAAUUUCCGGGCUAAAAGAUAUGGAAAAAUUAAGAGAGCUCUAUUUGGAUGGAACUUCUAUUAAAGAGUUUUCACCGUCAACUUCGGCUCUUAUACACCUUGCUGUAUUGAGUCUAAGAGGGUGCAAAGUGCUUAAGAGUCUUCCAAGUAGCAUUGAAAUGGUAUCUCUUCAAUCACUUAAUCUUUCUGGCUGCUCAAACCUUCAGAGGUUUCCCGAGAUUUCAGGAACUAUGUGCUUGCUUUUAGAGCUUCAUUUAGAUGAUACUGCAAUUGAAGAACUUCCCCAGUCAAUCAACAAUAUUACCUGCCUGAGAUCUUUGAGCCUUAGAGAUUGUGGAGAAAUUACAAGUCUUCCGAGCAGCAUUUUUCAACUGAGGCACCUUGAAGAAAUUGUACUCUCUGGUUGUGCCAAAUUUGGGGUGUUUCCAAAAACUGUUGAAGUACAUUGUACAAAACUUUUUACUUUGAGGAUAGAAGAUUGCGGAGAACUUAAGACUCUGCCGAGCAGCUUUUCUCUACUCAAGUCGCUUACAAUUGUGUCACUCUCUGGUUGUUCGAAGUUUGAGGUGUUUCCGGAGAUUUUAGAAGAUAUGGAAGGAUUAAGAGAGCUUCAUUUGGAUGGAACUUCUAUCAAACAGCUUUUCCCAUCCAUUGAACGGCUUAAGAGGGUUAUGUUAUUGAGCUUGAGGAACUGCAGAAGUCUAGUCAUUCUUCCAGACAAUGUCUGUAAUUUAACAGAGCUUAUACGUCUCAGGCUGUCAGGGUGCUCAAAUCUUCAUAACUUGCCCAAAAACUUGGAAAAGUUGGAAUCCUUGCAGGACCUCGAAGCAGAGGGUAGUGGUUUAAAGCAACCAUUUUCUCUCUUACGCCUGAAGAAGUCACCAUCAUCAUCAACCAAUUGCUUGGUUGGAGUGGAUCGCCACAUAAAUCACAUGCAGUUGCUAUUAUGUCCUCUACAGGUGAAUGAUUAUCGCAUUGUUGAAAUAUGGGGAAUGUGUGGCAUUGGUAAGACAACCAUCACGAGAGCUGUUUAUGAAACAAUUGCUAAUGAAUUUGAAUACCAUUGCUUUCUUGAGGAUGUCAAGGAAGGUUUCAGGAAGCACGGCGCACUUUUUAUGCAAGAAGAACUUUUAUCUAGAAUUUUGAAGGAAAAGGUGCAGAAUGUAGGCUCCUUGGAUAAAGCGCUCAAUAUGAUACAGAACAGGCUAGGUAAGAAAAAAUUUCUCCUCGUUCUUGAUGAUGUAGAUUCUAAGGACCAGAUUGAAACCUUACUUGGAAAGCAACAACCAUUUGGUAGUGGAAGUAGAGUGAUUGUUACAACUAGAAAUGAAAAUAUACUACGUGAUGGAAUACUAACAACUAGAAAUAAGAAAGUAGAACCGGAAAAAUACUGUCCCAAGCUUUUAGAUGAUGAAGCUCUUGAGAUUUUCAGACAUUAUGCAUUCAGAACAACUGAACCCUCGACAGAGUACAAUAGUCUCUUGCGGUCUGCCACAGAAUAUGCCCAAGGUCUGCCUUUAGCACUUAAAGUUUUGGGAUCUUUUCUUUUUGGCAAAAGUAAAUCUGAGUGGGAAGCUGCCUUGGCGAGCUUGAGCUCCAGGGAAGUUGAGUCUGUGUUUAACGGAAGCUUUCGUGGCCUUCAUGAUUUAGAGAAGAAAAUAUUUUUAGAUGUUGCCUGUUUCUUCAAGGGAAUGGAAAAGGACCGUGUAGCAGAAAUUUUGCAUAGUUGUGGCUUGUCCUAUGGUGGGUUAACAGUUCUAAUUGAUAGAUCUCUCAUAGAUAUCUCAGAUAGGGACGGGACUCUCAAAAUGUUUGAUCUAAUAGAGAAGGUUGGCCGAGAAGAGUCCCUCCUAGCAUCUCUUCAUGAUCCUGGAGAACGCAGUAGGUUAUGGACUUAUGAAGGAAUUCAGUGCCUGUCAACUGAAAAUAUGGUUACGGGUACAGUUGAAGCUAUAAACCUUGAUUUGUCAAAGGAAAGAAUGAUAUGCUUCCGUGCAAAGGCUUUUGAUACAAUGGUGAAACUAAGACUGCUCCAAAUAUAUGAUAAUGGCUCCAAUAACUGUAAACAACAUGUGGUUGGAGACUUCGGGUUUAUUUCUCAUGAGCUGAGGUCUCUCAUCUGGCAUAGAUACCCCCUGAAGUCUUUGCCAUCCAAUUUUCACCCAAAGAAUCUUGUUGACCUUGACAUGCGUUUUAGUCGCCUUGAACAACUUCGGAAUGAAACCAAGCUUCUUGAAAACUUGAAAUUCAUCAAUUUAAGUCACUGUACAGAUCUUAAGAACACCCCCGACUUGACUGAGGCUACAAGUCUUAAGAAGCUAACUCUUGAAGGUUGUACAAGUUUAUUUGAUGUGCACCCAUCGGUUUUUGAUCUAGAAAGCCUUGUGUUCUUAAGUCUAAAAGAUUGCAGAAAACUCAAGAUUCUUCGGAGCAGUAUCCAUAUGAAAUCUCUUAAGACACUUCAACUAUCUGGCUGCUCAAGUCUUCAGAAGUUUCCCGAGAUUUCAGAAGUUAUGACGGAGCUAUCAGAGCUUGGUUUGGAUGAGACUGCAAUUAAAGAACUGCCCUCAUCAAUUGUACGGCUUAAGGGGCUUAAUGUAUUAAGUAUCAGGGACUGCACAAACCUUGAAGCUCUUCCGGACAGCAUCUGUAAUCUGGCACACCUUACAUUUCUCAAUCUGCCUGGGUGCUCAAAUCUGUCUGACUAUCCUGACAGGUUGAGGAGUAUGCAAUCAUUGACGAUCGGUGGUAUAGAACAACUCCCAGUCUCGAAAAGAACCAAACAAACAGAGAAGGAAGGAGUCACUAUAGUCUCGGGGGAGGGAAAUUCAUCAGGGUCGGGGCAAGGAACUCAAGGAAGAGUCUACAACCGGUACCACAAGUAUUUGUCGCCGGUGCCAGACCAACAUAGUGAGAAAAGAGAAGAGAGAGAUGAUAGUGGCGGCAGAAGGCAAGGUAGGGGCCUUUCGCAGCUGCUUGAGUUUUUGUAACAUCGAGAAAGAUAGAAAGAGGGAGGCACAUAGGCAUUUGUCCUGUUCUUCUUCUUUUUUUGUCAUGACCGACCUUUUUCC
Molecule: messenger RNA, 5548 nt
Organism: Rosa chinensis
Lineage: Eukaryota; Viridiplantae; Streptophyta; Magnoliopsida; Rosales; Rosaceae
Product: disease resistance protein RUN1-like
Exons: 6
Coding region: 74-5467 (1797 amino acids)
Biological process (GO): signal transduction; defense response
Molecular function (GO): ADP binding
Source: RefSeq, a predicted model, not a curated record